AUGGUCCAGUGGGAUGAAGAAUGCCAAGGAGCAUUUAAAACAAUCAAGAUGCAUCUGACCAGUCCACCAGUCCUAAUCCCUCCGACACCUAGGAGACCCCUCUUUCUGUAUCUCGCGGUUAUAGAAACUUCACUUAGAUCCUUGCUUGGACAGGAAGACAAAGAUACUCACAGAGAGAGGGCUAUCUUCUACUUGAUCAAGAAGUUCACUAAAGGAGAGUCGAGAUACCCUGAAGUGGAGAGAUUUUGUUGUGCCCUAUUGUGGGUAGUACAACGUCUCUAUCAAUAUACGUUGUACUACACCAUCCGACUCAUUUCAAAGGUCGACCCCCUGAGAUACCUCAUGGACAAGCCCUCUUCAAUCAUAAAUCUCACCAAGUAG
Punica granatum (pomegranate) is the source of this 381-nucleotide messenger RNA. The record is from RefSeq and is a predicted model, not a curated record. Lineage: Eukaryota; Viridiplantae; Streptophyta; Magnoliopsida; Myrtales; Lythraceae.